Messenger RNA from Actinia tenebrosa (Australian red waratah sea anemone), 1470 nucleotides. RefSeq names its product ELMO domain-containing protein 3. The record is from RefSeq and is a predicted model, not a curated record. NCBI's taxonomy places the organism in Eukaryota, Metazoa, Cnidaria, Anthozoa, Actiniaria, Actiniidae.
AUGGCGGCGGGAAGGAAGGUGUGACUGAAAUACAACUCGUCUCUUUGACAGCAAAUCGCGAAUAAAUGCUGAACGCUUCAAAAAUGGCUUCUCACGAGACAGAACUUGAUAAGGAGGCCGAGAGAGCAUUCCAAAAUGUGACCUCAACAGCAGACAACGAUUUUGAUGAAGAAUUCGACGACGCGUUCGAAAUCAAAAAUUCUGUGGAGUCGAAUGAAAGACUGAGGAAUAAAGCAAUCGAAAAAGGAAUGAAAUCUAACAGAGAUAUUAAUAAAGAUGAAACGAUUCAAGAACAAGUACGAAUACCUGUUAAAACUGAAGCAUUACCAACAAGUUUACCAUCCAGUUUGGGGUCAUUAUCAUCAUCCAGCUCACUGGAGCAAAAUCGACAGACGUCAAAUAAAAAUGAGACAGCUCAAAAAGUUGCUUACCGUGACAGAGAGCCUCGGAAGCAGCGUGGAAGAUCACAUAAAAAGUCAAGUUUACCUCCCGGAAUACGCAAACUCCCUUCACCUCCAACAACCYUUGAACAAGCACAGAUGGAAUGGGACAUGGUUGAAACUGUUCAGCCAGGAGCUGCAGCAACUGGUAUUGGGUCACCAAGUUUAAAAUUCGAUGAUGCCUAUCGUCAUUUCCAAACAGCACCAUACCUGGAGCAACACAGCUCACAUAUCAAAACAACUGUCCGAAGGAGAGGCUGUUCGGCUAUCAUCUAUGCACUUUUUGGGCCUCCCAAGAUGAACAACGAUUUAUUAUAUGACCGUGAUUUAAUCUUUACGCUUGCAUUGUGCAUGUUCCAUAACAACGAACCAUUACACAAUUUGAUGCUACAAACUAUCUACAAGAAACUAACGGGAACUAAGUUGGAUUGUCCAAGAUAUGGUAAUCACUGGGAGCUGAUUGGAUUUCAAGGGCUGGACCCAGCGACAGAUUUACGAGGGUGCGGUCUUCUUGGCCUGGUCAAUCUGCUCUUUUUAGUAACAGAUCAUYAUAUUCAUUCAAUCGCUCUCGACAUAUACCGAUUGUCUCAACAUGAAACGCAAAACUUUCCAUUUUGUGUAAUGUCAAUCAACAUAACACGGAUUGCUCUCAUUGCUUUGAGAGAAGGAAAACUGAACAGGGCAUGUAAUUCACAGCGCUGUGUAAUGAAAGUAUUCUGUGAAUUCUACGUCUCAGUGUUUUAUCACAUAUACCAUGUAUGGAAACACCAACACAAAACCAUAAACGACUCUGGAUUCGUAUUAAAAGAGGGAGAGAAAUUUGCUCUUAAAAAGACAAACCUUGCUCUAAAACAGCUUGAACAAGCCAUUAAUGAGAGAAAGAAUCUCGUCAUACCGGAAGAAGAAAACAUCUCGCCGAAAAACCGAGAAAUUCCAGUCAUGAAUAAGUUUGCAGGAGUCUGUGAUCUGCCUUCGCAUGAAGAAGAAGAAGUACACUUGGUAUAAGAUGUUAGAGAAUGUUAUCCUCGGG